AUGCUUCGAACUACACUGAGGCAAUCGAGCAGCCAGCUCUUGAGAGGUGGCUGCUCUGCUAGAACUCUGUGCACAACCUCAAGAUCACCUCUCUCCAUCUCGAAUGCCACAUCGAAAUCCGCCCUCUCAUCGAAACGACGUUCUCUAGCUAUCAUUUCUCAGAAGAGACAUGAGUCGACUACUGCAAGUGCCCCAGAUUCAAAUGACAGUUUUUUGUCCGGAAACACCGCAAAUUACAUUGAUGAGAUGUAUAUGCAAUGGAAGGAGGAUCCAUCGAGCGUGCAUAUCUCCUGGCAGGUUUACUUCAGAAAUAUGGAGAGUGGUGAUAUGCCAAUGUCGCAAGCUUUCACCCCUCCCCCAACUUUGGUUCCCACACCUACCGGAGGCGUACCAAGUUUCUUGCCAGGCUUGGGUGGCGGAGAAGGUUCAGAAGUUACAAAUCACUUGAAGGUUCAGCUGUUGUGCCGUGCAUAUCAAGCUCGUGGACAUCACAAAGCAGAUAUCGACCCUCUCGGUAUUAGACGCGAGGCGGAGGAAUUUGGUUACAGCAAACCCAAGGAACUCCAACUCGAACAUUAUCAAUUCUCGGAGAAGGAUCUGGAUACCGAAUACUCCCUCGGCCCUGGUAUUCUGCCACAUUUCAAGAAAGCGGGUCGUGAGAAGAUGACCCUGCGCGAAAUUAUCGCGGCAUGCGAACGUAUCUACUGUGGCUCGUAUGGUGUCGAAUAUAUCCACAUUCCUGACAGAGAACAGUGUGAUUGGUUACGAGCUCGAAUUGAGGUUGACAAGCCUUUCAAAUACUCAAUUGAUGAGAAGCGCAGAAUCUUGGAUCGUUUGAUCUGGAGUUCAAGUUUCGAAAGUUUCUUGGCUACCAAAUACCCCAACGACAAGCGUUUCGGUUUGGAAGGUUGUGAGACCUUGGUUCCUGGUAUGAAAGCUUUGAUCGACAGAAGUGUCGAUUUUGGCGUCAAAGAUAUUGUUAUUGGAAUGCCUCAUCGUGGUCGCUUGAAUGUUCUCAGUAACGUUGUCAGGAAACCAAACGAGUCAAUCUUCAGUGAAUUCGGUGGUUCCGCUGCUGCUGAGGAUGAAGGUUCCGGUGAUGUUAAGUACCAUUUGGGAAUGAACUUUGAGCGCCCAACUCCUUCUGGCAAACGUGUACAACUUUCCUUGGUCGCCAAUCCCUCCCAUCUUGAAGCUGAAGACCCUGUCGUACUCGGCAAAACUCGAGCUAUUCAGCAUUACAACAAUGAUGAAAAGGACCACAAGACUGCUAUGGGUGUUCUCCUCCAUGGUGAUGCCGCUUUUGCUGCCCAAGGUAUUGUAUACGAAUGUUUAGGUUUCCACUCUUUGCCUGCAUACUCUACAGGUGGUACCAUCCACUUGGUUGUCAACAAUCAAAUUGGUUUCACCACCGAUCCUCGUUUCGCUCGAUCAACCGCUUACUGUACCGACAUCGCCAAGUCAAUUGAUGCUCCUGUCUUCCAUGUUAAUGCUGAUGAUGUUGAGGCAGUCAACUACGUUUGUCAAUUGGCUGCUGAUUGGCGUGCUGAGUUCCAACGCGAUGUUGUCAUUGAUCUCGUUUGUUACAGAAAGCAUGGUCACAACGAAACCGAUCAACCUUCGUUUACACAACCUUUGAUGUACAAGCGCAUUCAAAAGCACAAGUCCCAAAUUGACAUCUACAUUGACCAACUUCUCAAGGAUGGUAGCUUUACUAAGGAGGACAUUGAUGAGCACCGAAAGUGGGUUUGGGGAAUGUUGGAGGAGAGCUUCGCUAAGAGCAAGGAUUAUCAACCAACAUCAAAGGAGUGGACAACCUCUGCUUGGAACGGUUUCAAAUCGCCAAAGGAACUGGCUACCGAAGUCCUUCCACACAACCCUACCGGUGUACCAGCUCACACUUUGGAGCACAUUGCUACAACAAUCGGUUCAUACCCAGAGGACUUUAACGUCCACCGUAACCUCAAGCGUAUCUUGACUAACCGUAUCAAGACUGUCAGUGAAGGACAAAACAUCGACUGGUCAACUGCCGAAGCUCUCGCAUUCGGAACUCUCGUCGGUGAAGGCCACCACGUUCGUGUUUCUGGUCAAGAUGUUGAGCGUGGUACUUUCUCUCAAAGACACGCUGUCUUCCACGAUCAAGAGAACGAGAAAACCUACACACCUCUUCAACAUAUCAGCAAAGACCAAGGAAAGUUCGUCGUUUCUAACUCUUCAUUGAGUGAGUUCGGUUGUCUUGGUUUCGAAUAUGGUUACUCUCUCUCUUCACCAGAUGCUCUCGUCAUGUGGGAAGCUCAAUUCGGUGACUUCGCUAAUAACGCUCAAUGUAUCAUCGAUCAAUUUGUCGCUUCUGGUGAGGUCAAGUGGAUGCAAAGAUCCGGUCUCGUCAUGUCAUUGCCUCACGGUUAUGAUGGACAAGGACCUGAGCAUUCUUCUGGUCGUAUGGAGAGAUAUCUUCAACUCUGUAACGAAGACCCUCGUAUCUUCCCUUCGCCGGAGAAGCUUGAGCGUCAACACCAAGAUUGCAACAUGCAAAUUGCUUACAUGACAUCACCAUCUAACCUGUUCCACAUCUUGAGAAGACAGAUGAACAGACAAUUCCGAAAGCCUCUUAUCAUUUUCUUCUCCAAAUCUCUCCUCCGUCAUCCUAUUGCUCGUUCACCAAUUGAGGAAUUCACUGGUGACUCGCAAUUCCGCUGGAUUAUCCCUGAUGAUGAACAUGGCAAAUCUAUUAACGAGCCUGAGAACAUCGAGCGUGUUAUCCUUUGCACAGGACAAGUUUAUGCCGCCUUGAGCAAAUACCGCGCCGACAACAACAUCAAGGACACUGCCUUUACUCGUAUCGAACAACUCAACCCUUUCCCAUGGCAACAACUCAAGGAGAACCUUGACAUGUACCCCAAUGCCAAGACCAUUGUUUGGUGUCAAGAAGAACCUCUCAAUGCUGGUGCAUGGAGUUUCACUCAACCUAGAAUUGAAACUUUGUUGAACAACACUCAAUACCAUGAUAGAAAGCACGUCAUGUACGCGGGUAGAGAUCCAAGUGCCAGUGUGGCUACUGGUCUGAAGGCUAGUCAUACUAAGGAAGAAGCGAAGUUGUUGGAGACAGCUUUCUCCGUUACUCAAGACAAAUUGAAGGGGGAGUAG
Botrytis byssoidea is the source of this 3147-nucleotide messenger RNA. RefSeq lists its product as uncharacterized. Gene Ontology annotation, cellular component: mitochondrion; oxoglutarate dehydrogenase complex. The coding region runs from base 1 to 3147 and encodes 1048 amino acids. The transcript has 2 exons. The record is from RefSeq and is a predicted model, not a curated record. Lineage: Eukaryota; Fungi; Ascomycota; Leotiomycetes; Helotiales; Sclerotiniaceae. Gene Ontology annotation, biological process: tricarboxylic acid cycle. Gene Ontology annotation, molecular function: oxoglutarate dehydrogenase (succinyl-transferring) activity; thiamine pyrophosphate binding.